AUGGGCGAUCUCCAGGGACGCAAAGUCUUCAAGGUCUUUAAUCAAGAUUUCAUUGUCGACGAACGCUACACUGUGACCAAGGAAGUCGGGCAAGGUGCCUACGGUAUCGUCUGUGCGGCCGUCAACAACCAAACUUCCGAGGGUGUCGCUAUCAAAAAAGUCACCAAUGUCUUUUCCAAAAAGAUUCUUGCCAAGCGAGCGCUGCGGGAGAUAAAGCUGCUCCAGCACUUUCGCGGCCACCGUAAUAUUACUUGCCUCUACGACAUGGACAUUCCUCGGCCGAAUGACUUCAACGAAACAUAUCUAUACGAAGAGCUCAUGGAGUGCGACCUGGCUGCCAUUAUUCGCUCGGGACAGCCCUUGACCGACGCACACUUUCAAUCCUUCAUCUACCAGAUUCUUUGCGGUCUCAAGUACAUUCACUCGGCCAAUGUGCUGCAUCGUGACUUGAAACCGGGCAACCUACUUGUCAACGCCGACUGCGAACUCAAGAUUUGUGACUUUGGUCUUGCUCGCGGCUUCUCUGUUGACCCCCAGGAAAAUGCCGGAUAUAUGACAGAAUACGUUGCCACCCGAUGGUACCGCGCGCCCGAGAUUAUGCUGAGCUUCCAGAGCUACACCAAAGCUAUUGAUGUGUGGUCUGUGGGCUGCAUUCUCGCCGAGCUCCUCGGUGGCCGCCCUUUCUUCAAGGGUCGCGACUAUGUUGACCAGCUUAACCAAAUUCUUCACAUCCUCGGCACCCCCAAUGAGGAGACACUUUCCCGCAUUGGCUCACCCCGUGCCCAGGAAUACGUCCGCAACCUACCUUUCAUGCCCAAGAGGUCCUUCCCUAGCCUGUUUCCCAAUGCCAACCCCGACGCGUUGGAUCUACUCGACAAGAUGCUGGCCUUUGACCCAUCGUCGCGCAUCAGCGUCGAGGAAGCCCUGGAGCACCCUUACCUGCACAUCUGGCACGACGCCUCUGAUGAGCCCGACUGCCCCACAACCUUCAACUUUGACUUUGAGGUUGUUGAGGAGGUGCCCGAGAUGCGUCGCAUGAUUCUCGACGAGGUGAUGCGCUUCCGCCAGAUGGUACGCACCGUGCCCACUUCGGGCCCUGCCCUCGCCCAGAUGCAACAGCAGCAGCAGAGCCAGGUGCCCAUGCCCCAGGGCUCGACGCAGUGGAAAUCGGAGGAUCCUCGUCCUCAGGAAUACUUGGGCGGCGCCAACGGUCUCGAGCAGGACUUGGCCGGUGGUCUGGACGCCAGCAUGAGAUAG
Molecule: messenger RNA, 1257 nt
Organism: Beauveria bassiana ARSEF 2860
Lineage: Eukaryota; Fungi; Ascomycota; Sordariomycetes; Hypocreales; Cordycipitaceae
Product: putative MAP kinase
Exons: 5
Coding region: 1-1257 (418 amino acids)
Biological process (GO): protein phosphorylation; intracellular signal transduction
Cellular component (GO): cytoplasm; nucleus
Molecular function (GO): ATP binding; MAP kinase activity
Source: RefSeq, a predicted model, not a curated record